This is a messenger RNA of Platichthys flesus (European flounder), 6420 nucleotides long. RefSeq names its product forkhead box P2 (gene foxp2). Gene Ontology annotation, biological process: regulation of transcription by RNA polymerase II. Lineage: Eukaryota; Metazoa; Chordata; Actinopteri; Pleuronectiformes; Pleuronectidae. The coding region runs from base 522 to 2639 and encodes 705 amino acids. Gene Ontology annotation, cellular component: nucleus. Gene Ontology annotation, molecular function: DNA-binding transcription repressor activity, RNA polymerase II-specific; RNA polymerase II cis-regulatory region sequence-specific DNA binding. The transcript has 19 exons. The record is from RefSeq and is a predicted model, not a curated record.
AGAGAGAGAGACCUAGAGAGAGAGAGAGAGAGAGAGAGUGUGUGUGUCUUGGAGAGCGGUGCCCAGCGGAGGAAUAUUCCAGCCGUGUGUGUGUGCGCGUGUGUUUUUUUAUUUACUCCGGCAGCCGCUUGUUGUUCCGUCUUCUCUUCGCUGUUGUGCUGAACUUGGUCGGUCACGUGCGAACAUCUGUCCGCGAGUUGUUGUUCGACAGGACGGCGGCUCCUCACCUGCAGCGUUUGGGGACAAAAAGCACAACCUGCCAUCUUUUUCCGCGCGAGCUGACGUCGCUGGACUUCAUCCUUUCCCGUGACGGACAACAACAUCAACUUCUCUCCCUUAGGGAUGAAAUAUGCACAUGCACGUUCUGCGCCCGUAGAAGAAAGCAGACGACACGCACUGUAAAGUCCAAAGUGGCCCUACAAGCAGCGAGGCAAUUACUCUUGCAGCAGCCAGGCAGUGGCCUGAAAUCUCCAAAGAGCCAGGACAAGCAGCGUCCACUGCAGGUUCCCGUGUCGGUGGCCAUGAUGAGUCCCCAGGUGAUCACGCCGCAACAGAUGCAGCAGAUCCUCCAGCAGCAGGUGCUUUCUCCACAGCAGCUCCAGGCCCUGCUCCAGCAGCAGCAGGCAGUUAUGCUACAGCAGCAACACCUGCAGGAGUUUUAUAAGAAGCAACAGGAGCAGCUUCAUCUGCAGCUUCUGCAGCAGCAGCAUCCUGGCAAACAGGUGAAAGAGCAACAGCAGCAGCAGCAGCAGCAGCAGCAGCUGGCCGCCCAGCAGCUCGUCUUCCAGCAGCAGCUCCUGCAGAUGCAGCAGCUCCAGCAGCAGCAGCACCUGCUCAACAUGCAGCGGCAGGGCCUGCUCACGCUGCCGGGGCCCGCUCCCGGCCAGGCCGCCCUGCCCGGCCAGACCCUGCCCCCGUCAGGCUUGAGUCCUGCAGAGCUCCAGCAAUUGUGGAAAGACGUAACCGGAGGAGGCGGAGGCGGCGGAGGAGGCGGAGGCCACGCCAUGGAGGACAACGGCAUUAAACACAGCAACAGUGGCAACGGUGCUGGCGGCGGAGGUGGUGGUGGUGGUGGCGGAGGUGGCGGCGGCCUGGACCUCUCCACCAACAACUCUUCUUCAACUACCUCGUCCUCCAAUCCCGCAAAAGCGUCGCCUCCCAUCUCACACCACUCCAUCGCCAACGGACAGUCACCCGCCAUCAACCACAGACGAGAGAGGGAGCGGGAACGGGAACGGGAAAGGGAGCGAGAGAGUUCACUACAUGAAGAAAGUGGAGGCACCCAUCCGCUGUACGGUCACGGCGUGUGCAAGUGGCCCGGCUGUGAGAACAUCUGCGAGGAAUUUGGACAGUUUUUGAAGCAUCUAAACAAUGAACACGCCCUCGACGAUCGGAGCACAGCUCAGUGUCGAGUCCAGAUGCAAGUCGUCCAGCAGCUAGAAAUCCAACUUUCUAAAGAACGUGAGCGUCUUCAGGCGAUGAUGACCCACUUGCACAUGCGGCCCUCGGAACCUAAGUCAUCUCCCAAACCACUCAACUUGGUGUCCAGCGUCACCAUGUCCAAGAACUUGCCCUCGGUAUCGCCGCCGAACUUACCUCAGACGCCCACCACGCCCACGGCACCCAUCACGCCCAUGGCCGCCAUGCCCCAGGUGCCGUCGAUACUGGGAGGAGCCAACGUCCCCAGCAUGGGCGCCAUGCGCAGACGCCACUCGGACAAAUACUCCAUGCCCCUGUCUUCAGGUGGUGACACAGUAUUUAUUUUUCCAGAGAUCGCCCCAAACUACGAGUUUUAUAAGAACGCAGAUGUCAGGCCGCCAUUUACUUAUGCAACCCUCAUAAGACAGGCUAUCAUGGACUCUGCCGACAUGCAGUUAACGCUUAAUGAAAUCUACAGCUGGUUCACGCGCACGUUCGCCUACUUCAGACGCAACGCCGCAACUUGGAAGAACGCCGUGCGCCACAACCUCAGCCUGCACAAGUGCUUUGUGCGCGUGGAGAACGUGAAGGGGGCGGUGUGGACGGUGGACGAGGUGGAGUACCAGAAACGCAGGUCGCAGAAGAUCACAGGGAGCCCAUCACUUGUCAAGAACUUGCCCUCCAGUCUUGGCUAUGGAAGUGCACUAAACGCCAGCUUACAGGCUGCCCUGGCCGAGACCUCCCUGCCUCUGCUCGGGACCCCCGGCCUUAUGACCAGCGGCUCCACGGGCCCGAUGGGUGGCAGCUGCCACAGCCUCCUCGGCGGAGACCCGUCCGGGCUGACAGGCGGGAGUCCACACGGGCUGUUAGGUGGCAGCCCCCCAGGCAUGCUGGGCGGCAGCCCCCCAGGCAUGCUGGGCGGCAGCCCCCCGACCCUGCUGCAGUCGGCCCACGAGGAGCUCAACGGCUCGCUUGACCACCUGGACACCAACGGACACGGCAGCCCCGGGUACUCCCCACCAGUUCACAUGUGUUUCCCAGUUACUUUAAAUUUUUCACAUGAAAAGCUUAAGUGGCCGCCCAUCCACGUGAAGGAGGAGCCGCUCAACAUGGACGACGACGACUGCCCGAUGUCGCUGGUGACGACGGCCAAUCACAGUCCGGAGCUGGAGGAGGACCGGGAGCUGGAGGAGGGGAACUUAUCGGAGGACCUGGAGUGACUAGGGCGCGGCUUUUGGCCGACGUGUCCCUCCGCCCGGGCCGCACUGUUCCUCCCACGCAGACCUCCCCCCAGACUAGAAACCACUCCACAGCCCAAGCAGACACAGCCGACUCUCUCUCUCUUGUCUCUAUCACCACUGGGACUAUUUAUUGAGCAUGCAUCCGGAUGGAGAGCGGCCCGAAGGAACUCUUUGCUGCAGACCUUUGGGAUCCCCCAACACGACAGGCAUGAGUUGCCCGGUUUAAAAAAAACAAAACAAAAAAACUAACUCUCCGAGAUUUCUUUAGAGAUGGCGUGGCCACGUACAGUACAAGGAGGAUGGACUCACGGAUGUGGGGGGGGGGGGGGGGGGACAAAUCGAGCCGAGUCAUGUUCCGUUGAAAGCUAGCGGCCUCAUAUACUGCCAAAAAGGAAGACGUUUUAUGUUUGUGAAUUACCCGACCCCACAGUAGUUGUUGACGUCUAGAGACAAUUGCUGGUUCAAUUCAAAGUUGUUGCUCUGUUCUCAUUUGCACAGGAGUAGUCUCAGAAAUUCUUUUCACUGCCUGUAUGUUGCUACAAUAAUAAAAAUAACCAGUAUAUUGUUUUCAGCUUUUUUUUUUUUCUUUUUAAAUCAUCGUUUAAUUUUCCAAAUAUGAUUCUUUCUUUUUUUUUUUUACACCACCAACUGUAAAUGCCAUUUCCCUGAAUAACACCAGAACUGCGGUACCCAGACUGUUGUUGCAGCUGUCCAAAAAAACUAAACAAAAAAAAAAAAACGAUAAAAAAAAAAAAAAUAGUCGGCUUCCACAGUCUAUUAUCUGUUUGUGAUUAAAAGUUUGGGGGGGGGGAAAGAAUAAUAAUAAUUGUUUGUGAAAAAGCACCAUUUACAAAACAAAUGCAUCUCUGCCUAAUUUCCUUUCUCGCUGUUUCCUCUUUAUACCUCCUCGUUCUGAAAGCUUUGUCUACCUGCAAACAGUCACAGGCAACAGCUAGAAACCAAAGCCAACAAUGGCCAAUAGCUUAUAAGACAGACAGCCGACCAAAACUCCUCUCGGUCUCCUUCUGCCACUUUAAACUCGUACAAAGAGAAGCUUUCGUUCCGCAAAACUACCUUCGAAGUAACCUCUGGGAUCGUUUCCUUUUCGCCCCCAAUACAAAGAUGAUCGCUGGGAGAGAGAGAGAGAUGCGGGCGGGGCGGGAGGGGACGGGGGGGGGGGCAUAAAUGCUGAUUUUGUAAAUUGACAACUCGUCCACCUUGGGGAUCUUCUGCCAGAAAUACUGUCGGUUAGAAAGAGGCGAUGUGGUAUUUGACUGGUGGAGAGCAGCUAACUGUAAAAGUGGAUCAUGACCAAAACAAAAGGAAAAAAAAAAACAUUUGUGUAUUCAAUGGAAGUGCAGAAACAUUGUGUUGUUGUGAUGUUUAUUUUGUACGUUUUGUUAAGCUUUACGCAUCAAACUUCACUCCUUUUUUUUUUAUUUGUUUUGUUUAUUUGGGGGUUUCUUUCUUUUCUUUUCUUUUCUUUCUUUGUUUUCUAACCUGGUGAAUAUGUAACGUUCUGAGUGGGACUGUCCAAACUAAUGUCACGUCUUAUUUCCGUCAGGGCGGUUCUUUUGCUCCGAGCCGCGUCGAUAAAAAACCGAAACUGAAAAACACCACGAACCAAACGUUUGAAACACAAAAAAAUCUAGUGAAGCCAAAUAAUUUUCAAGUGGAUAUGAGAUGACGUGGCUUGGUUACCGUGUGCGAGCAAAUAAUAAUAGCCAUUGCAGGAGAGGAUACCUAAGGUGAAAGAGAGGUAACCUUUUCUAGGUGAUAUUCGCUUUAACUCCAUCCAGCAUCGAACACUCAUCGUGUGGCUCGUGGCUUCUUAACCGUACGGGUGCAACCGUUUUUGGCACGGGCGCACUCCGGAUCGGUGGCUCAGCUUUUUCUAAAACCGCACACCGGUGAUUCUUGACACUAAAGAGAAGUCCCCGUCGUCUCCUGUCGCAGCCAAAAGUCAUCUAGAAAAGUGUUGUUGCUUUAAUGGUCAUUUCUGUUUUCAGUAAACCAAAGUUACACAAAAUUCUGCCUCCUCUUGUACGGGAUAAACAAAUCACGACCUGUUGAAGACACACAGACACUCACACACACACACACACGUAUUCACAGAUCCCCCCCCCCCCCCCCCUCCGAGAUUUUGGUCUUGCAGAUCUUCUUGUUUCGGUUUAAUCUCCAGCUGCAGAGAAAAUGUACGCUGUCAAAGAACCGACGAGUGUCUUUGCAUCGCACUGUAACGAGCGACGCGUCCGCCUGCUUUGACCAAAAUGGAAACACACUGUGCAUACGUUGUCUUCAAGCCGAGGAAUUGGCUGCGAGAGCUUAAACACACGCAGACACGUGCAGUACUGUACACACACAGUCACACACACCAGUUCCACGUCAAGAGGGUGCUGGGCCACAGGAACAAAGCUUACCCCUUCAAUACUGAGCUGGAGUCAGCAAAAAAAAACCGACUUGAAGACGACGUUCUUAAUAAUCUCAUCACACCAAAUAAAAGGGACGCCGCGUCUUUCAAAAUAAAAAAAGGAAAGGAAAGAAAAAGGGUUCUCCCACUUACCCAAAAAGGCUUUCUGAAAGCUUCUACCUCUGCACAACAACAACAACAACACAAAUUCAGAACAAUUACGACAGAUUGCACGAGUUAUUAGAGCGCCACGCGAGCCGCUAACACUUUACCGCGCUUGUCUCAUAGGACGUGGCUCCAACCAACGUUUACAUUCCCUAUACGUCGAGAAACGGAAGAUUUGCAUCGUAAUAGGUUGUCCUCAAAACAUUUGUAGAAUGAUAAUGUAUAGAUUAACCUGUAAGGGAAUAUUGUGUUUUUAAAAAAUGCAUGUCUAAAAAAAAAAUCAUUUGGUGGACUGGAAACAAGAACUAAACUGAAAAAGAGUAUAAUACAAAUCAUCGGGACGAUGGCCUAAAUGUACGUACAUUACCUCAGAUAUACUGUUUUGGGAAGGAUUGAAAACCUGUCAGCCACAGAAUGCAUAUUACCUGUAGAUUUGCAUGGGUUUUGUAUAAAUUAAGUAAAAAAAAACAGUCUAAAAUAGUUGCUUGCACAUAAUACCAGAAAGACCUCCAGAACUGCGAUCUGCUCCUCCACUAGAUUUUAGGAUUGUCUGGAUUUUCUGGGUUGAUUUUGUCUGUAUUUUGAUAACUGUGCAUACUUAUGUAAAAAAGAAAAAAAAUUGUUGGUGGACCCAUACAUUUACCAGACUUUUUUCUAAGAGGAAAAAAAAAAAUCUCAGUGUUUCUUUUCUGACUUACCUGAAUUUUUACUGUUUUCUCUCUCAUUGCUCGCUAAGAAUAGCAAAACCUGCUUUUUCUGCAUCUGCUUUGCGUAGCUGUAAGGCUUAACCUAAUGUGUGUAUUUAUUGCUUGUACCUCUGUGCAUACUUUAUGAAGCAUUAUGUCUGGCAGUUGAGUCAUGUAUCCUUUCUACUGCUAUCCUUCUCUAAUAAUUGGGAAUGUGAUCCCCGUAUGUAUACAGUAAAUUGGGACUGUAGCAAACAUAUGUUUAUGUAAUUGGUGAAAACUUUUGUUUUGUUUGUUUUCGUUUUAAUUUCCUGACGAACGAGAUUCAACAACAUUUUUUUUUUUUUUGUUUAUACUUUUCAUUACUGUGUACUGUGUCCAUACGUUAACAAGGUUCUCUGACAUUAGAAGGUCAUGGUUGAGAAUUGUAACAGACGUUAUUAUUUUCUGUAUUCAUGGCAUUUCACUGCUGAAUAAAAUAAAGGACCAAAACUUGGAA